Messenger RNA from Pelmatolapia mariae (spotted tilapia), 2068 nucleotides. RefSeq names its product protein phosphatase, Mg2+/Mn2+ dependent, 1Ba (gene ppm1ba). Gene Ontology annotation, cellular component: nucleus; cytosol. The record is from RefSeq and is a predicted model, not a curated record. Lineage: Eukaryota; Metazoa; Chordata; Actinopteri; Cichliformes; Cichlidae. Gene Ontology annotation, molecular function: protein serine/threonine phosphatase activity; manganese ion binding; magnesium ion binding. Gene Ontology annotation, biological process: positive regulation of canonical NF-kappaB signal transduction; peptidyl-threonine dephosphorylation; positive regulation of canonical Wnt signaling pathway. Bases 430 to 1620 code for a protein of 396 amino acids. The transcript is spliced from 7 exons.
GAUGCUGAAAAAGAACGUCAUCUACCUUUUUACAUUUAGCUUUAGCAAAAAUUAGCUAGGUGUUCAAUCAUAGAUAAAUCCUGCCGAACCAAGCGUAUUUUCUUUUGAACCGACAGCCUAAGUAAGAGCGAUAUAUUUGGCGCUCCCUGGUUUUACAGUGCCAAACAUGUAUGUAAAAGCCUUACGUCGAUGCAGAGACAUGUUGAAAGGAGAACUGGUCGUGUGAAACGCUGGCUAGCUUACUCAAAGCUAACUGACGAACAGGGGCCGAGAAGCGAAAGUGGCUAAUAUUAAGGACUGCUAAGCCUAUCACAACAAGGCUGGGUGUCUUAGCAUAUCUACCGUGAUCACGAGAAGAGGGGCUGAUAGAGUGAGAGUGAGAGAGAUUCCUUUCAUACGCACUAGCAGUGGGUCUCUCAGGGCAGAGCCAUGGGUGCGUUCCUGGACAAGCCCAAAACAGAGAAGUACAACUCACAUGGCGAGGGCAAUGGCCUGCGCUAUGGGCUAAGCUCCAUGCAGGGCUGGCGGGUGGAGAUGGAGGAUGCUCAUACAGCUGUGUUGGGCCUUCCAGCCCCUGGUAUGACUGACUGGUCCUUUUUUGCUGUGUACGAUGGCCACGCAGGCUCUAAAGUUGCCAAUUACUGCUCCAAGCAUCUUCUUGAGCACAUAAUCACCGCUAGCUUAGGGGCCGGAAACACACAAGGCUCUCAGUCUGGAUCAGACGGCUCCAACGCUUCAGUACCAGUUCCGCCUGCAGUGGAGGCUGUGAAAGCCGGCAUCCGGACAGGCUUCCUGAAAAUAGAUGAGCACAUGCGCAGCUUCUCCGACCUUCGAAAUGGCAUGGACCGCAGUGGCUCUACGGCAGUGGGAAUUCUUCUGUCACCUGAUCAUUUCUUCUUCAUUAACUGUGGGGAUUCUCGAGCAGUUCUCUACCGCAAUUCACAGGUGUGCUUCUCCACACUUGACCACAAGCCUUGCAACCCACGUGAGAGAGAGCGCAUCCAGAAUGCUGGCGGUUCAGUGAUGAUUCAAAGGGUUAAUGGGUCACUGGCUGUAUCAAGGGCCUUGGGGGACUAUGAUUACAAGUGUGUGGAUGGUAAGGGUCCCACAGAGCAGCUGGUUAGUCCUGAACCAGAGGUGUUUGUGAUGGUUCGGGCACCGGAACAGGAUCAGUUUGUGAUUUUGGCGUGUGAUGGAAUCUGGGACGUUAUGUCCAAUGAGGAGUUGUGCGAGUUUGUGAAAUCGAGGCUUGAGAUCUGUGAUGAUCUGGAGAAAGUCUGCAAUGAAGUGGUGGAUACCUGUCUGCACAAGGGGAGUCGGGAUAACAUGAGUGUUGUGAUAGUGUGUUUGCCCAAUGCUCCCAAAGUAUCGGAGGAAGCUGUGAGGAAAGACACUGAGCUCAACAGUUACCUGGAGUCUCGAGUUGAAGAGAUGCUGUCUCGGCCAGGGGAGGAGGGGUUUCCGGAUCUGGUAACAGUGAUGAGAAACCUGUCAACUGACAGCGGCAUGCCCCCUCUGCCACCAGGGGGUGGUCUUGCCAGCAAACGCAGUGUUAUUGAAGCAGUAUACAACCGUCUGAACCCAUACAGGGAGGAGGAUGGACCCUCCUGUUUCAUUUGAGUGGAGCGGAAUUGGAGUACCACUGGUAGCUGUCCAGCACAACUGCCUGAUCGAAAAUACAGGACCACUAUUCCACAUGAGAUUACAUUCAUUGUCACCUUUUAAUUUUUUCUGUAAUUCUUCUUUUUUCCCCACACUGAGAAUAACUGAAGCUGAAAUCUUGUUUUUAAAAACACCUAAUGUGGAGGACUGCAAAACUUCUUUUUUUCUUUUUUUUAAAUAGACAAAAUAUGGGUGGGGGGGGGGAGAGAGACACUGCGUUCAUGUUCCGACUCCAGAACUACAUCUACAAUAUAAACAGAGCAAGGAGGAGAGGCCAACAAGCACAGUUUCUCUUGCCCCUUGUUUUCUUUUUCUUUUUUUUUGGAUUUGCAGAGACAUAGGACACAGGUCUGAAUCUUUUAGGGUUCUGUGGUGCCUUGCUUAGACCAGAGAGAGAGAGAGAGAG